AUAACCUUUUUUUGAUUCUUUGCAGUUCAGUUUAAACAAAUGGACUACAUUGAUGUUUAGACUGGAAUUGUAAUGGUGCUUAGCUGAUGGAUUUUUUGUCUUUCUUGGAUGACACUGGUGUCAAGGAAAAUGAAAAUGAAGUCAAGCUUUACAUUUAUGAUGUUUCUCAAGGAAUGGCAAAGGUCUUAGCUCGUACUCUCAUAGGGAGACACCUUGAUGGCAUCUGGCAUACUUCCAUUGUUGUCUUUGAUCGUGAAUACUUCUUUGGUGGAGGUGGAAUCGUGAGCUGCAAGCCAAAACGAAUUGCGAUUGAAGGAUGACCGGACUGGAUCGGUCUCUUCCCGGCGUGUUUCUUCUCAACUAUGAGAGAUGCGGCUGUGUAGGAAGCAUAGGAUCGAUUGGUAGGAUGGAGGGAAGCGAAUGGACGACAACCUUCUCGGCAACCACGUUCACGGGUCCCUGGCGCAGUCUCCCUUGAUGCAAGCCAGGCCCUUUCGCUCUGACUCAGGGCUGGGUUUGGUAAUGGGGGAGGAAUGUCAGGCCCAUGCCUAUUGCAUUGCUCUUCCUUUUCCUUCUCCCCCUCCUCCCUCCUCCUCAGUCUCGUCUUGAAGGGUGUGGGUGCGACUCGACGUCGUUGUCGCAUGUAAACGUGCCAUCUUCACCCCUUGGGUACGUGUGCAUGGCUGGAGAGACUAUUCUUCAGAAUCCAGAUCAGAUAAAGGUCCUUGGUCGCACUGAGAUCCCCUUUCCACUUUUCAAGGAACUGCUCUCUCAGCUCAGCAAUACAACUUUCAAAGGGAUUGACUACAACCUUCUUCAUCACAACUGCAACACUUUUUCGAAUGAAUUAGCAGAAUUUCUGACUGGAAGUUCCAUUCCCAGCUUCAUUCUCGAUCUCCCGAGUGAAGUCUUGAAUACCCCUCUUGGUCAAUCUUUGGCACAGUUGUUGAAUCAGCUGCAGCCAAUAUCUGGGAACGUGCAGUCCCACACCAAUCCAACAUCACAGGGACCCAGCUCUGGGUGUUCACCUCAGUGAAAUAUACCUCAGGAAGAACCAAGAGGAGGAGAAAAAGUAUAAGCUGAUUAAGUGUUUUCUAUACAAGUGGAAGUGGAUGGAAUAGUAAGAGAGAUGGCAGAUGCAGAGAAACUGUUAGAAGCCAUUGAGGAACCAGUUGCUGAGGAGAAACCCAAGGAACCACCAAUUGUCUUCCGAGAUCUCAAUCCCAAAGCUGAAUAUGAUUCACUGUGUCGGAACUUGGGAGAGAGGAACAUUCCAGAGGACAGGCAAGCCCUGAGUGAAAUUAAAGAGUAUACAGUCAAAGAUGAAGGUGCAUGGGCUCUCUCUGAUGAAACCAUACAUUUUAUUGGGAAACUACUUCAUGACAAGGAAUUGAAGCCAGGGGUGAGGAGCAAGCUCCUGCGGCUCCUUGCUUGUGCUGCACUCAAGGAUGAUAUCAUCCUUCUCCUUCAUCAGGAUCGCAAGGAGCACCAACUCAUGAACUAUGCCCAUGACAUGGAACUACAUUCACAUGAAGAGCAAGAGGCCCUUGCCCUCUUUAUCUGUAACCUGUUUGAAACAACAAGCAGUUCGGAGUGGCUGUUAUACAUCUCAGAAUGGAAUCGUGAAGGGCUGCAGCUAAGCAAUGUGAGGGUGACAACAAAGGUGGCUGUCACUGCAUUGCUGAGUAACAUGCCAACUCUGCAGGAGAAAGGCACUGCUCUCAUGCACAACCUAGCCACGAAGGAGGUAAAGUCAGCGGUAUUCGAUGAUAUUGCAACAGAGCUUUCCAUGGCCAUCCUGCAAUUCUUGACCUCCAAUCCCAAGGAAGAGUGGCUGUUUCGUGCAAUGAAGGCUCUUCUGCGUUUCUGCCAAAUAUCCUACAAUGAUGUGCCUGCUCUCAUCAAGAUGAUUGGACCUGAACCAGCAAAAUUCAAGGGUGUUUCUGACCGCAUUGAUGAGAUUGUUGAUCAGAUUACAUUCAAAUUGGAAACAACUCAUUACCGUCAACCCGAGGUCCCAGCUUAGAUCCUUGAACCUUCUGGCAUCUUUUUUUUCGUAUAUCCUGUAAUGGAAAAGUUCUCAGUGAGUGUUGAGGGGAGGAUGAAAACCAAAAAGCCUGGCUCUUAGGAAGACAAGCCUGUGUCUCAUCUAGUCAGGGAGAACAGCAUGUAUCCACCAUACAUACAGUGAACAGGAAAAGCGACUGAGCUGAUUGAUGGUCUGUGAUGGUCUCUCCUCUGGGGUGUGAUCUUCCACACUUUUAUCAUUUCUCUCCUCCUUUGUGUCUGUGUGCCACCUCAUCCAUAACUUCUACUUAACAAUCAUAUCGCUCUCAUUGAGAAAAUUCAGAUAAUAAAAGAUUGUGUUCCAAUCCCUGU
Messenger RNA from Darwinula stevensoni, 2379 nucleotides. Lineage: Eukaryota; Metazoa; Arthropoda; Ostracoda; Podocopida; Darwinulidae. The record is from the annotation of a GenBank genome assembly.